Messenger RNA from Boeremia exigua, 1285 nucleotides. Its product is annotated as UreD urease accessory protein-domain-containing protein. The coding region runs from base 233 to 1234 and encodes 333 amino acids. The transcript has a single exon. The record is from RefSeq and is a predicted model, not a curated record. Gene Ontology annotation, molecular function: nickel cation binding. NCBI's taxonomy places the organism in Eukaryota, Fungi, Ascomycota, Dothideomycetes, Pleosporales, Didymellaceae.
GACUGAGGCGGGCAAUGAGGAGGGGUAGAAAAGUUCCAGCUCGCUUGGCGUUAUCGCAACCGUCGAUAAGGCAGGCGCUACCUUCACUUACUCGUGCUGUGCGUACCGACUCGUCUUGCACGAUGUGUCUUCUCACAUGAUACUUUCGAUUUCGUAGAGCUGCUGUUUGGUAAUAGCUCAUUUCUACAGAGGGUACAAAGAUGGUCAACUGUCAAUAAAAGAACUGCCCGCAAUGUCUUUCAUAUCUCCUUUCGCCAGUUCUACGUCAAAACCCGGUCAUGGCUCUAUUAUUCUGGAAAUCCUACCACCGGAUAUGCCGACCCUCAAGGCGGUGUCUUACCAGUAUCCGCUGAAGUUGAUUGCCCCAGUGCCUUUGCCUCCGCCGGAUUACACCCCUAAGGCAGACACGCCACGUCUGGUUCACACGGUAUACCUUCUGACCUAUGGAGGUGGAAUCGUUGCCGGAGACAGCAUAGAUCUCGACGUGCAGAUGGACCAUAAGACCCGGCUUCUUUUGCUUACCCAAGGCUCGACCAAGAUCUUCAAGACAGAAGACCCUCAAGUAGUAUCCCACCAACACAUGAACGUCCACCUGAAGCACGGGUCCGCAUUGCUGUAUCUACCAGAUCCAGUGCAGCCCUUUGCACAUACAGCCUUUUCACAGUCACAACUAUAUCACUUGAACAGCGGUGAAGGGAGUCUGUGUGUCUGCGACUGGGUUACCAGCGGACGCUCAGCGAGAGGCGAGAACUGGGACAUCUACGAGUACAAGAGCCGGAACGAAGUGUGGACGAUAGAGGCCUCAGGCAGAAAACGGUUACUGCUGCGCGACAAUCUGAUCUUGGACAAGCAUGGGCAAACAGACAUGCGUCUCUCUUCUCGCAUGGAUGGGUUCUCCGUCUUUGGCACACUGAUCAUCAGAGGACCUGUGUUUGCAGCGGUGGCCAAGUUCUUUCUGGAUGAGUUUGAGGCGCUGCCCCGGAUUGGCGGAAGAAACUGGGGCGAUGCGGUGCAGACCAAGCCGUCUCGAAGGGAGCAGUGGCGUGCAGAGCGGCUGGAGAGAGAACGCAAGGAUGGUGUUGUCUGGAGUGCUGCGAAUGUGCGGGACUUCGUGCUGGUCAAGUUCGGCAGCACGGAGGUAGAAGGGUCGCGCAACUGGCUGCGGGACAUGAUCAAAGAAGACAGCUCAGUGUUGCAUGCAUUUGGCGAGCGGGCACUGCUGUGUUUGAAAUAGACGAUGAUACCCAUAGAACAGUCACAAACAAUGUAAAUGCACACGCCCGUC